AUGGGUGAAACUGAAGAAUUUAAUACACUAACAUUUGAAAAGAAACUUAUGCAGUUAAAAGAUACUCAAGAGAGUAUUCAAUCGUUGUCUUCAUGGUGUUUGAAACAAAGAGAGCAUCAUAAAAAAAUUGUUUCCAGCUGGUUAAAUGUUUUGAAGCGUGUGAAGGUGGAGCAGAGACUAGUGUUGUUUUACCUUGCUAAUGAUGUAAUUCAGUAUAGCAAAAGGAAGAAUUAUGAAUUUGUUGAGAGCUGGGGACUAAAUUUACAAAAAGCCACUCCACUUGUCAGGGAUGAAAAGGUGCGACCAAAAAUAUUGCGGAUUUUCAAGAUUUGGGAACAGAGAUCAGUUUAUGAUGAUGAAUUCCUGUCAGAUCUAACUGGACUCCUCAGUGCUGGAGCUGUGAAAAAGACAGAUGAUGAUCCUUUGGACUUUCAGCCACAACAGUUAGUGAAUAAAAUAAAACAGUGUGCAGUGCUGGAGGCGGAUACAGAUUUGAGAUUGAAAUAUAUACAUGAGAGCCAUUUGCAGCUCUCAGAUGCAGAUGCGUUAUGUGCUAGCCUUAAGGAUAGAAGUAAUAAGGAUGAUGUGGAGAAAGAACUCAAUGAGGGCAUAGCCUGUGUAGAAAGGUACACACAAGCACUACAGAGAGAAAUAGUUGCUCGGGAAGCUCUUUUAGCACUCUUAGCAUCUGCAAAUCAGUACUACUCUACGCAAAGGGGGGAAGUAAAAGUUGUUGCUUAUGCAUACAAAACUUUUGGCGCGCGUGUUCGCGCAUUAAAGCGAAAGUUAGACGAGUUAAUACCAACCUUACCCAAUGCAGCUCCAUCCCCUCCACAGAGGGAUGAAGAUGUUCCCUCGCCUGGACCAGAUGAGGACUUAGAUCUUCCCAAUACCACAGAGACUGGGGAUGAUGAUAUAUCAUACAACAUUGACCAAACAUUCAACACAUCAUUGGCUGCUGAUGGAUCUCUUUACAAUCUGGGCCUAUCAUCAUUUUUAACAUCAGAAAAUCCUUUGUCGAUUUUCAAUGAUUCUGAUACUGACCUUAACAGUGCUAAUAAAAUAGAGGUCAUAAACAAUAGAUCGGAUGAAAAACAAGAUUUUAACAUAAACGAUUUCCUAAAAACGUUCGCGCCAAAUGAAAAUAAUCCUAAUACAUCGGAUAAUAAUUCAGUGGCUAGUGCGACAAUGUCGCAAAAGUCCCAAGACGCGUUACCCGGGCUGGAUCUUCUUACACCGGAGAGCACGGGCAACCCGCCGCCGCCUACAUCAUUCUAUGGUACUAACUCUAUGGAUGCUAUGAACGAUGAACCAGAACAGCCGUACAUACCAGAAACCAACACUCGGUGGAGCAACAGUAACUGGACAAUACCUCGCACGAGCGGGGCGGCGGCGCGCGGCGCGCUGUCGGACACGCCGGAGUCGCCGCCGCCCGCGCCGCUGCCGCCGCCGCCCAUGCCCAACAUGCCCGCGCUGUCCGCGCUGCCCACGCUGCCCACGCUGCCCACGCUACCCACGCUACCCACUCUACCCACUCUAUCCAGCACGCCCCAAGUGCCCACAGUACCCACGGUGCCCACGCUACCCACCAUGGCUUCGAUGAAGGUGCUAUCGGACUCCUACAGCCAGGAUGUACCUCCUACAGAUGUAGAUCAUAGAGGAAUAUUACCUCCCCCUCCCCCUCCACCAGUUCUUCAAAUUCUAGGUCAUGGAGAAGACAUAGACCAUCGAUUGUUGUCGAAUUUACCUCCCCUCCCCCCGUCGGUCACUACUUCAGCUGUGAGGCAUCCUACGUCACAUCAAGAUGUAGAUCACAGGAACUUGAUAUCGUUGACGCAUCAGUUGACAAGUCAGACGAGGCCUCUCAAUCCCAGCAAAGGAGAUCAAGAUUAUCGAGUGCCACCGGUGACCGUCCCUAGCGAUAUCGUGGAAAGCGUCGAUAUGGAUCUCUCUGAAGACGAGGAUCACCAAGCCCUUUACUCUAACCAGCCUAACCAAAAUGAGCAUGCGCGUCGGCACAGCUUUAACAACAAUAAGGUUCUAGUUGGUGGGAAUAAUGGAAAAUCAAACCACAAUGACCAAAACCAUACAAACCUCAUUCAAAUUAACAGCGUACCCGACAAAGAAAGAGUUGUGGAGGGACCAAAGUCAGCUCCCAUAAUACCCAUGAACAAUCCAUUCGAAAAGAUGCCACCAGCAUUGAAACCUUUCAAUAUGGCAUUCCAGAAGAACUUUGAGGAAAGAGAUGAUUCUAAUGAUAGCUUAUUCGAAGAAGACCUGAGAAGUAGGGGCCUGGACAAGCCCAACAUGGACAACAUUCGAAAUCCAUCGCCUCCAGAAUAUGGGGACUUUAAUAAUAGUGAAUGGCAAAACCAAAGCCCGAGGCCGUUUAUGAAUCAGCGAUUCCCUAGAAACUGGGGCCCUCGGACUAAUUUCAGGCCUCAAGGUUUCGGACCGCAACAGUUCUGGCCCCGGAACGGCCCGAGGCCCCCAAACCGAUGGAUGGGCCCGAGACCGCAAAGAUUUUGGUGA
Molecule: messenger RNA, 2532 nt
Organism: Parnassius mnemosyne (clouded apollo)
Lineage: Eukaryota; Metazoa; Arthropoda; Insecta; Lepidoptera; Papilionidae
Source: the annotation of a GenBank genome assembly